CGAGAAAUGGAAAAAUCUCAAAGAUGCUGCGAAGUCCUAUUAUGUUGUUCCUUGUGCUAUUGUAAAACUUACUGUUUCUUAUCCGAUUUAACGGUCCUUCCAUUACCCCGAUACCGACAUCGGUGGAUUUCCCCACGGCACAACACCAUACUCGAGUAACGUGAAUCGGAUCAGCCGCCUUGCCACCGACGGUACCCCCAUACCCGAGGCAAGGCUGUCCCACCAACCCCACGUUUUACCCUGGUCUACGGCUUAUAAGAGGCUUUCCAUUGCCGUUUCUCAUGGAUCCUAUAGCUUACAUUAUUAUUUGAAACGUACGCCUCUUGCCAUGAUAUCUACGUUAUAAGUAACGGCCUUCUGAUCACACCACUCGCAAUGUCUGGCGCCCCAUCCCGACUCCAGAAGCUGGCAGCACAUUUCCUCCCUUCAAGCACCCAAGAAACCUUCACACACCGUCUCAACAACCAUGAGCUCUCACCCACAUUCUUCCUCGAGCGUGCUGCACAGAUCGAGCCGGAUGCCGAAGCCAUCCACCACACCACCGCCAACAACGUCGUCCUAAGGCGGACGUACCAAGAAUUCGCCGACCGCUCUCGCGGCUUCGCAUACUACCUCGUCAAGAAGCAGUACAAGCGGGUUGGUAUCCUCUGCCCCAAUACGCCCGCCUUCCUCGAGAGUAUUUUUGGGAUUGGCGCCGCGGGCGCAGUCAACGUCGGCGUCAAUUAUAGGCUUAAGAGCGAAGACAUUGCGUACAUCUUCAACCACGCGGAGGUUGAGGUUAUCAUCGUGGAUGCGGAGUACUUGCACCUGCUGGAUAGGUUCAAGGAGCUAUACCCACAAAUACCGUUUAUUAUCGACACAGACACAGAUGCAGUGGAGGAGAUAAGUGGGCCAUUCGAUGCUGCGGUCUUGGAAGGUUUGAGUUAUGACAAGGAAACCGGUGGCAAUGGCUGGGCGGGCCUGAAGUCGCAGUGUGACGAUGAGCAAGCCACCAUUGCAUUGGCUUAUACCUCUGGAACGACGGCCAAGCCAAAGGGUGUGGUUUACAACCACCGUGGAGCAUACCUAGCUGCCUUGGCCAAUGUCGUCGAGUCGGGCCUCAACUACCAUACUGGGCGCUGCGGGUAUCUCUGGACGCUCCCGAUGUUUCACGCUAUGGGGUGGACGUUUCCCUGGGCCGUGACGGCUGUGAGAGGGACGCACUAUUGCAUGCGUAAGAUUGACUACCCGGCGAUUUGGCACCUGCUGAAGACAGAGAAUGUGACGCAUUUCAAUGCGGCCCCGACGGUGAACACGCUUCUCUGUGCGUCUCCGGAGGCUGAGAGGUUAGAGAAGCCGGUGAGAGUCACAGUGGCUGCGAGCCCGCCGACGGCGCAUCUGUUCAAGACGAUGGAAUCGUUGAACCUGAUGCCAGUCCAUGUGUACGGCUUGACGGAAACGUACGGCCCAAUCACUAAGGGGUACCGCAUGCCGGCGUGGGAAAACUUGCCUGAAAAUGAGAAGUACGAUAAGAUGGCGAGACAGGGUCACGGUGCUAUUACCACGCUGCCGUGCCGUGUUAUCAAGACUGAACAGGCACCGGGAAUUAUCGUUGAUGUGAAGAAGGAUGGAAAAGAGAUUGGUGAGAUUGUGUUCCUUGGCAAUAUCUGCGCAAAGGAGUAUUACAAGGACCCAGAGGCUACGAGGAAGAUCUUUGAUGGCGGUGUAUUGCACUCGGGGGAUUUGGCUGUUUGGCAUGCAGAUGGGGCUAUUCAGAUUUUGGAUAGGGCGAAGGAUAUUAUCAUUAGUGGUGAGUAACCCCCCUCUGUCACGAAGCCAAAGCUAUUACUAACAGAACUCAGGUGGCGAGAAUAUCUCGUCCGUCUCUCUUGAGGGUAUGCUAGUUCAACAUCCGGAUGUCCUUGAAGCUGGUGUGGUGGCGGUCCCUGAUUCGCACUGGGGAGAGCGGCCAAAGGCCUUUGUCACGGUACAGCAAGGGAAGACACUCAAGGGAGAUGAUGUUAUCCAGUGGGCAAAGCAUAAGAGCGAUAUCAGCAAGUUCAUGGUCCCUAGGGAAGUAGAAAUCGUAGCAGAGCUGCCAAAGACGAGCACAGGUAAAGUGAAGAAGAAUGUGCUCAGGAUCUGGGCAAAGGGUACAGAUAGGAGUACUGAUUUAUAAAAAAUAAAGAAAAUAAAGAGAUUACAAAAGCCAUCCUAUAAAUUCCUGUAAGAACGAAAGAAUAAUGAGAUUAUAAAGCCGUUCGCUCCAGUCCUCUCUCCUUGAACAGCUGAC
Molecule: messenger RNA, 2272 nt
Organism: Pseudogymnoascus destructans
Lineage: Eukaryota; Fungi; Ascomycota; Leotiomycetes; Thelebolales; Thelebolaceae
Exons: 1
Coding region: 376-1797 (473 amino acids)
Source: RefSeq, a predicted model, not a curated record